Messenger RNA from Prorocentrum cordatum, 327 nucleotides. Lineage: Eukaryota; Dinophyceae; Prorocentrales; Prorocentraceae. The record is from the annotation of a GenBank genome assembly.
CCAUUUUGCUUCGGCUGGCGCCUCUCGUUUGCCGAGCGCGCGCGGCUGGCGGCGAUGCCCCCUCCAGCGGCCGUCGUCCGCAGGGAGCUGGCGGACACCAUCUGCAAGAUAGGGCAGCUCUCUCCCGACAAGUUCGCCGCCUCGACGAGCCUUUUCAAUGUCCUCAAGACAAGCGUAAAUCACGUCGCGUCUGGCAGCGAGAGCUUGGAGGAGAUCCUCGACGACUUGGAGCCGAAGGUGAAUACGCUCGCCUUCCUUGUCGGCCUGCACCAGCAGAAGAGGAUCUACAGGAAGCAGAUCAAUCACGUCUUCCAGGUCCUGACGCAG